UCUUUCCAAGUAGGUGUAUAUAUAUGUGUUCAUUCACUCUCUUAUCCCACACAACAACCACAAUCAAAUCCUGUUUUCAACAAUCUCUCUUUCUCUAAAAUCCCAAUAAUCGAAAGUCUCUUCAUCAAUGGCAGGGAUUGGCAAAGGGGCUGUUUUUGAGGAUUUGCUGCCUGUGAUGGCCGACAAACUGGGCGGCGAUGGGCUAAUAAGGGAGCUGUGUAAUGGGUUUCAGUUGCUGAUGGACAAGGACAAGGGGGUGAUCACUCUGGAGAGCCUGAGGAGGAAUUCUGCGCUUCUGGGUCUACAGGACUUGAAGGAGGACGAGCUUGUGAGCAUGGUCAAGGAGGGUGAUGCGGACGGCGAUGGGGCGCUAAAUCAGAUGGAAUUCUGUGUCUUGAUGUUCAGACUCAGCCCUGAGUUGAUGGAGGAGUCUCAGUUCUGGCUUGAGGAGGCCGUGGAAGAGGAGCUCAAUAACAAUACUGGUAGAUUCUGAUGCAGAAUUGAUAUGACCAGACCAGGGCAGUAUUUUGCAGAUACAAAACAGAGGGAGCUGAAAAAAAUAACAUUUUUACAUAUAUGUAGAGGAGCAGAUUUUUAUUUUUUUGGUUCCUAUGUCGGCUUGUUUCUUGUAAAACAUUGCCUUGGCAUGGUGUUCCACCUGACUUUACUCUUGUUGUUCAUUCUCUUCAUUGUUAUUCAUGUUGAAAUAAAUAGAUAGCACAUAAAUUCAAAUAAAAAGUAACUGGGUAUUUUAUA
Messenger RNA from Alnus glutinosa, 756 nucleotides. Its product is annotated as calcium-binding protein PBP1-like. Lineage: Eukaryota; Viridiplantae; Streptophyta; Magnoliopsida; Fagales; Betulaceae. The transcript has a single exon. Gene Ontology annotation, molecular function: calcium ion binding. The coding region runs from base 128 to 493 and encodes 121 amino acids. The record is from RefSeq and is a predicted model, not a curated record.